Vespa mandarinia (Asian giant hornet) is the source of this 624-nucleotide messenger RNA. Its product is annotated as soma ferritin pseudogene. NCBI's taxonomy places the organism in Eukaryota, Metazoa, Arthropoda, Insecta, Hymenoptera, Vespidae. The record is from RefSeq and is a predicted model, not a curated record.
AUGAAAGAAAAUUCAAAAAAAGUAUUACCCGACGACAGUACCAUCUGUAUCGACAAACCACUUGAAUGGCCGACCGGGAAAAGAGCUCAUUUUAAAUUUCAUGAAGAAACCGAAGCUGCUAUGAAUAAACAAAUAAAUGCUGAAUUUAAAGCUUUUUAUUAUUAUUUAUCUAUGGCGGCAUAUUUUGGGCGCGUAGAUGUUGCAUUGCCAGGUUGCGAAUCAUAUUUCAUGCAAAUGCAUCAAGAAGAACAUGAGCAUGCUUUAAGAUUUGUCGAUUAUGUUAAAAUGCGAGGUGGUCAAGUAAUAUUAUGUCCGAUUUUACCACCAGUUGAUCCAAAUUGGAAAUGCCCUCUUCAUGCCUUUAAAACUGCAUUGGCCCUCGAGAUAGAAGUCAGCGAAAAAUUGGUUGAUGUCAAUACGGUAGCUGAAAAACAUGGUGACUUGAAUGCAAGUGAUUUCAUUAUCACAGGUUUUAUGGAAAAUCAAAUGAAAAGUGUCAAUGAAAUGGCGAAAUUCGUAACGGUUUUAUCAGGCAUAGGCGAUCAAGCAUUGGCACGUUUUGUUUUCGAUAAGGAUUUACUUGAUAAUCAUGUAUCAUCGGAAUUUAAUGUAAUUAAAAAAAAA